AUGUCGGAAGAGCGGAGCAAGAUCUCGCUUCGCAGCGGGAAGAAGCGCAGACCGGCUCGCCCGGUCAUCAGCGCCCCCAAGCAGAUAUCCAGUCAUAUGCCGCAGGAGAGUCCUCUUGUCGGUGCUCCGUCCCUUGUUCCCGAAACAGUGCCCAGGCCACGACUUCGUCCUCCUCCUAUGGCAGGUGGAAAGACAUCGGACCUCGUCAAGCAGAGAUACUCGACCAGGUUCUUCAAUAACGUGCAAACAGAUUUCGAUUCGGCGGCGCCUCCUAUCCCCCCAGUCCCUGCUCUCGCUCAAUAUGACAGCAUCAACAGCAUCAACAACAGCAACAACAGCAACAACAACCAGCAGAGGCCUCCUCCGUCUCGUUCUGGGGCUGCGCCAGUGAUAGAUAUCAAGGCGCUGCGAGACCCUAACUUAGUGCCGGACCAGUACGUCUCGGCCGUCCUGGGGGACGCGACGGAGGGCCAGAUUCGCGAGUUUGAAACUUCUCUGCGCAAGCUUAAAGCCCGUGCCGCACUGGACUUGCAGCAAAACCUCAUGCAGAAUCGCAGCCAAUUCAUCAAGAUCAGCAAGGAGGCCGAGAAGCUCAAGGGGGAGAUGAGGGCCCUGCGCAACCUAAUGGCGGAGCUCAAGACCAACACAACCGCCCUUAGAGCUGCCUCGAUGAAGAACGACGAGCCGGCCACCAUCCCGGGCGAAUCACCCGGUGGCUUGAGCAAGCGAGACAGGCGAAGCUCUGUUGCCGAUAGAAGCGCGUUGUGGAGUUCGCAAAUGCAGGCCUUGUACAAGAACGUCGAGGGUUCGCAAAAGUUUCUGCCGAAUGCUGUCGGUCGCCACGUUGUCCAGAACGCCGGGCCUUGGGUUGAGCUAGACAAUGCCACCUACAAGUCUCGACGAGCCAUGCAGAUCUUCCUGCUGAACGACCAUCUUCUCAUCGCCUCGCGCAAGAAGCGCAAGGUCGACGCGCCGACGGAUGGACGCGGCCCCGUGAUCAAACUGGUGGCGGACCGCUGCUGGUCCCUUCUGGACAUUGAAGUGGUGGACAUGCCGGGAACCGCCGAGUCGUCUGGGGGCAGGAACAAGCUUGCCGAUGCAAUCAUGAUUCGGGGCGGCGGCCAGGAAUCAUUCAUCUACCGGACCGAAAAGCAAGAAGCUGACGAGAAGAAGACGCUGCUGCUAAAUGUUCGAAAGGCCGUGGAAGAGCUGCGAAAAGGCUUGCAGUCAGAGAUGGAGGCAAGCAACAAGGCACGAGAGACAAUCAACUACUUCGCAUCUCGAGAUCCCGGCCUUUUGCAAAAGACUGAGCUGUUGGAGACGCUGUCGGAUAUCAAGGACAUGCUCAUUGACGUCGAUGGCAAGCAGCAGAAUCUGCGAUGGGUGGAGAGUCAAAUGGACGAGCUCGACAUUGACAUUGCGCUGCAGAAGUUUGACCCAGCCGUUGUGCGAGUGGAGAAACUAAAGAGCCUCGCACGAGGCCUACGAAGCAAUGUCGUCGCGCAGGACUUUGUCAAUUUCAAGGUUGAAGAGCGAGCUGCACGACUGGCGUGCGUCAUCAUCCGCGAGCUGGAAUCGACACACAAUGCGCAGUCAAAAACCAGAGACAACGUCAGCUGGCUGACGAAGCUUGGCUUUGAGGACCGAGCACGCGAGGCCUACCUGGCUGCUCGGACGGGGUUGAUUCACAAGAGAGCUAGACAAUGCAUAUUCCAGGGCGACCUGCAUCUAUACAUAUGGCAGCUAUCAUUCGUAUACUUCACCAUCAUCCACAACACGGUGCAGACGUUCCAAAGCUGCUUUCCCCUUCCCAUGAUGAGUGCAUGCGUCAAAUGGGCCAAGGAAGAAGUGGAAGCAUUCAACAAAAUCUUGUCGAGGCAGCUGAGCAGCACUGAGCGAGGAGGUCCGGUAUGGACGCAAUGCAUGGAGAGGGCCAAGGAACACGCCAGGAAGCUUUCCGACGUAGGGUUGGACUUUGUGAAUUUGGUGGGAUACGAAGCAGGAAUGACGACGCCGCCUCUGGAAGAGGUUGCGGCUCCUGUCGGGCUGGGGCUGGCAUGA
Molecule: messenger RNA, 2061 nt
Organism: Ustilaginoidea virens
Lineage: Eukaryota; Fungi; Ascomycota; Sordariomycetes; Hypocreales; Clavicipitaceae
Exons: 3
Coding region: 1-2061 (686 amino acids)
Biological process (GO): Golgi to plasma membrane transport; intracellular protein localization; exocytosis
Cellular component (GO): exocyst
Source: RefSeq, a predicted model, not a curated record